AAAUAACUAAACAGUAAACAUAAGCAAAAAUAAAUGGUGUAGUACACUACUAUACAGUCAUUAUUAAAAUGGAUAAAAAUAAAACGCUAUUUUUUAAGAAAACAUUAAAUGAAUUUUUCAGUCACCUUUACAGCCACAGCGUGGAAACUAGAUCUAAGUUUGUUGUGACAAAAUCACAAAAGAGCUUCAAUAGUGAGAAAGUUUAUCCAAACAAAAAUCAAGGCCUUACUUGGAAAGAUGAAACUCCAUACUUCACUUUUGGGUGCAGAGACUAUCACUGUCAUCAUGGCAAAGAUACGAAUUUGUCUAGAAAAAAGGCAUAUUCUGAAAAAAGGGAUAAAGAGGCUGAAAUCGAUAGUUCUACAAAAAGAUACAAUACGACGCAAAAAACAAAAAAGUUGGACUGUCCCGCACAUUUCACGGUCUAUAAAGUUAUUUGGAUGCCAGAAUACAAACUUGCAGGUAUACUGUCUCAAAAAUAUGAGAAGAAAAAGGCAUCAGAUAUUAUAAAGAAGAAAGUGGAAAAUGGAGAGAGUGUAGGAGAAGAGGGUUUUCUCUACAAUCUACCAAAUAUUGAAGAACACUCGAAUCAUGUAAUUAGUGAUGCAACAGAACCAUUAGACAGCCAAGUAAGGGAUUACAUAUAUCAUUUGGUUCACAGUGGAGAGAGGAACGCUCUAGAAAUUAUGAAGCUGCUUGAAACAUUCGUCGAAAGCCAACUAAAUGAAACUGAUCGAAAUCGAAGAAGAUUUUAUCCAACUUUGAGAAAAGUCAGGAGAAUAAUUUCAAGUGAAAAAUUAAAGUUGAAGGGUUCUUUGGACCUAGAAAAUGUAGAAAUUUUUAUUGACAGUUGGGAUGAGGAAAAUGAACAAUCAGAAAUUGUAGAGGUAACAACAGAAGAUUAUCAACAACUUCCACUGCAUGGGAGCAAUUGUAGAGGAUCAUCAGAACCAUCAGAAAAUGUAGAGGAAACAACAGCUACAGCAGAGGAUCGAGACGGAAGCAACCGUCGACAUCUUCUGAAUGAUUUCAAUUCAGCUUUGAGGACCCUACAGUCUGUAGGCUGCAACUUGAGUGACAGUGAUUUAAUUACUUGUACUAAUUACUUGAAAACUGUUAUUGAAAGCACUUUGUGUAAAGUUUCUGUUAAUGAAAAUAGUGGUUUACAGGUUGAUCCAAAGACCGAAUCUAGCCUCAACAGCCAGACAAAUUACGAGAAGCUGUCAGUCACACUCAAAAGACGGUGUAAUGCAGACAUGAUGAAAGAAUCUUCUAAAUUGAAUAUCAAAGAUCAAUGUCCGGAUGCCGUGCUCGUGAAAAAACAAAGAUUGCAAUAAUCAAUUAUCACAAUCAUCACACAGUAAGCUCAUUGUAAAUUAUCUUAAAGGUUUCAUUCGUAAUUUCAUGACACAAUCUGUAAAGGACUUAAAGUUCAAACAUCGAAUCAACCUAAUGAUGCCAAUAUAAUAACAAUUAUUGCAAUGUAUAAAUCAUACUUUAAGAUUUCAGAGGUUCCAAUUCAUUGAGAAAUAAUUAUCAAAAGUAUAGUGUUGAUCUCAUCACAGCAGAUACCGUUAUUGGCUAAAUAAAACUAUUCAUGUGGGAAAAGAGGCUUUAACAAUUAUUAUAUGAUUUUGAACUAAUUCGUGAUAUUCGUUGUACUCUAUUUUAUGUUGAACUAAUUUUUGAGUUACGAACGAUAAAAUCUAUCUUAGUGUUUCGUUAUAUUUGUUGGAAUUUAUCUAUUGAUCUAUUCGAGUGAUACGGACGAUAAGGAUUGUUUCCAGUUUUUCGUUAUAAUUUGUUGAACUUAUUCCUGAAGUAUGAACGAUAAAAUUUUUCUCAGGCUUUUUCGUUAUAUUAUUAUGUUGAAAAUAUUCGUGUGAUGCGGACGAUAAAGAUUGUUUUCAGUUUUAUCGUUAUAUGUUGUUGAAUAUAUUCCUGUGGUACGAACGAUAAAGUUUGCCUGUAGUUUUCCGAUACAUUCUGUGGAACUUAUUCGUGUGAUUAUUUUCGUGAUAACAAUAAAUUAAUUCGUGGGAACAACGUAUUCGUGUGACUCGAACACGAAUCCAGAAGCCAAGAUGCGGUUUUGGACCCUAAUGAAAGUGACCCUCGGAAUUAUUAUCACGGGUGAAUGAAUUUAUUCUGGCCACUCUAAUUGAUUUAAUAUUGGACCGAACCUUCCCUUGAAAUUGUUAAAAAUUACGUCUAUCGUAGUCUAUUUGGCGGCUGGAGUAAGAGAUAGGUUGUACUGUGCUAUUAUUAUUAAGUAUUAUCUAAUUGUUACAAGUUGAUAAUUACUCUGAAUGUUAUUUGCUGGAAAUGCUAGUGUUUCUUUUGUGUUUUAUUAGAAUUUGUAUCGGAUGAGAGAUGCGAAUAAUUUUAUGUUCCAACGUUGACAGCUAAUUGGAUAUUCUCACCUACUAUUAAGGAAUACUUAAAAUCAAUUUGUCAAUUUUAUUCAAUUGUACCAUUAACGAGAAGUCAGUUAUAAUUUUGUUAACAAUUAACCUGACGACAAUAGCAUAUUUUCAUAAUGUAAAGAGUAGUUAAAUGUGUGUAUCUGUGUUUUUAAGUCGAUGUCUAUGGCAUUAAUUUGGUUUAUUGUUAGAAUUUGAAUUUAAUGAGAGUUGCGAAGAAUUUUAUGUUCCAACGUUGACAACUAAUUGUACAUUCUAGCGAACUAUUGAGGGAUACCUUCAAUCAAUUUAUUCAAUUUCUAGCGUGAAUUAAAUCUAUUUCGU
This is a messenger RNA of Nilaparvata lugens (brown planthopper), 2747 nucleotides long. RefSeq lists its product as uncharacterized. The record is from RefSeq and is a predicted model, not a curated record. Gene Ontology annotation, molecular function: DNA-binding transcription factor activity. The coding region runs from base 69 to 1337 and encodes 422 amino acids. The transcript has 5 exons. NCBI's taxonomy places the organism in Eukaryota, Metazoa, Arthropoda, Insecta, Hemiptera, Delphacidae.